Molecule: messenger RNA, 351 nt
Organism: Dovyalis caffra
Lineage: Eukaryota; Viridiplantae; Streptophyta; Magnoliopsida; Malpighiales; Salicaceae
Source: the annotation of a GenBank genome assembly
AUGAAGUUCUUAGUUGGAGCCCACAAAUCUUUUCUUGUUAUGCUUAUUUUUAUGGUCUUCAUGGUUGGUGAAAGCCUCCGACCUCAUCAUUAUACCAAGUCCAGCUAUCGCAAGGAAGGUGCUUCAGACGGGGAUGAAGGUCAUGAUUUCCCCAAGGAAGGAGCAAGAGAAGAGCUUGGAAUGGAGUUCUAUCCUACAGGAUCAAGCUUGCCAGAUUGCUCUCAUGCCUGUGGACCUUGCUCUCCAUGCAAGAGGGUGAUGGUGAGUUUCAAGUGCUCCGUAGCAGAAUCUUGCCCUAUUGUUUACAGGUGCAUGUGUAACGGGAAAUACUACCCCGUGCCUUCUGCUUGA